AUUAGACUACAUUUUCUUUUCAGAUUUAGAACUGCAACAGUAAAGGACUGCAUUCGAUCUGUCUUGAAGGAGGAACUCAAAAGCAAACAGUAUAUUCCAGAGGAGGUUCCACAACUGACUCGAUUUUUGUCAGAGACAAUAAAGGAUAAACUGAAAGAAAUGGGUUUUGAUAGGUAUAAGAUGGUGGUUCAGGUUGUGAUUGGUGAACAGAGAGGUGAAGGAGUAAAGUAA
Molecule: messenger RNA, 231 nt
Organism: Staurois parvus
Lineage: Eukaryota; Metazoa; Chordata; Amphibia; Anura; Ranidae
Source: the annotation of a GenBank genome assembly